Manihot esculenta (cassava) is the source of this 1526-nucleotide messenger RNA. Its product is annotated as V-type proton ATPase subunit C. Bases 115 to 1245 code for a protein of 376 amino acids. The transcript has 11 exons. The record is from RefSeq and is a predicted model, not a curated record. NCBI's taxonomy places the organism in Eukaryota, Viridiplantae, Streptophyta, Magnoliopsida, Malpighiales, Euphorbiaceae. Gene Ontology annotation, cellular component: vacuolar proton-transporting V-type ATPase, V1 domain. Gene Ontology annotation, biological process: proton transmembrane transport. Gene Ontology annotation, molecular function: proton-transporting ATPase activity, rotational mechanism.
AAAAAAAACAAUAAUACAGAAAGGUGGAAAUUUCAUCUUCUCCGAAACUACAAGCACAAGCCCCUGUGUAAGCUCUGAAAUAAAAGGAGAGUGAAAAAGCUCAGAAGAAGAAUAAUGGCGACAAGAUACUGGGUCGUGUCUCUACCGGUUCAGAAUUCUGCUUCCACUCUGUGGAAUCGUCUACAGGAACAAAUCUCCAAGCAUUCCUUUGAUACUCCUCUCUACAGGUUCAAUAUUCCUAAUCUCCGUGUUGGAACCCUGGAUUCUCUGCUCUCCCUUAGCGACGAUCUUUUGAAGUCAAAUAGCUUUAUAGAAGGAGUAUCUCACAAGAUCAGGAGACAGAUCGAGGAAUUGGAGAGGGCGUCUGGUGUCGAGAGCAGUGCUUUGACUGUUGAUGGUGUACCUGUCGAUUCUUAUCUCACUAGGUUUGUUUGGGAUGAAGCUAAGUAUCCAACAAUGUCACCUCUAAAGGAGAUAGUGGACAGCAUUCAUACCCAAGUGGCAAAGAUUGAAGAUGAUCUCAAGGUUCGUGUUGCUGAAUAUAACAAUGUGCGCAGUCAACUCAAUGCCAUUAAUCGAAAGCAAAGUGGAAGCUUAGCAGUUCGUGAUCUUUCCAAUUUGGUGAAACCAGAGGAUAUUAUUACCACUGAACAUCUUGUCACCCUGCUUGCAAUUGUCCCCAAGUAUUCACAGAAGGACUGGUUGGCAAGCUAUGAAAGAUUGACUAGCUAUGUGGUUCCCAGGUCCUCGAAGAUGUUACAUGAGGAUAAUGAAUAUGCUCUUUACACGGUAACACUAUUUCACCGUGUUGCAGACAACUUUAGAACGAGUGCACGUGAAAAAGGGUUCCAAAUUCGUGAUUUUGAAUAUAGUCCAGAAGCACAAGAGAGUAGAAAGCAGGAGUUGGAAAGAUUAGUGCGAGACCAAGAGAGCUUUAGAAGUUCUCUUUUGCAAUGGAGCUAUACCAGUUAUGGAGAGGUCUUCAGCUCCUGGAUGCACUUCUGUGCCGUGCGUGUUUUUUCAGAGAGCAUUCUAAGAUAUGGAUUGCCACCCUCUUUCUUGGCUUGUGUUUUAGCUCCUUCUGUGAAAGGUGAGAAGAAAGUGCGUUCAAUCCUUGAAGGAUUGUGUGACAGUGCAAACAGCACAUACUGGAAAUCGGAAGAUGAAGUGGGAGGAGGAAUGGCAGCUUUGGGAGGUGAUGCCGAUAGUCAUCCUUACGUGUCGUUCACAAUUAAUCUCAUCUGAACCAGACGGUCCUAAACGUGCAAAAUUCCAAGUCCUAGGAAUCGUUUAGAGAGCAAUAAAUGGACAGAAAUGAUGAUACUGUAUAUUAGUAUUUGAUAGAUCAAUUCUUUGUUUUGCAUACAAUUGGAGUAUCUGAAUUUAUGUGGGUCUCGCUGGUUUAUGAGCGAGAGGGGAAUUAUUUGCAGGGAAGAUCAAGUUAUUAUCAAUAUUUAUUUUGUAUUCUAACACUUGAGGAGGUUUCUUCUAUCUCCUUCAAAGCAAGUUUAUGGUACUUAAUUUAA